AUGUCUCCUGUGCUGUUUUCACACACAAACAGCAUAUGUCCAGCUGCAGACCACCAGACAGCACAGUUUAUUCUGCUCCGUCUACAACCGCCACUAGCUCGAAUGGACGCGGGGGAGUUUCGCCGCAGAGGGAAGGAGAUGGUCGACUAUGUGGCUGAUUAUCUGGAGAAUAUUGAGCAGCGGCCGGUGUAUCCAGACGUGGAGCCCGGUUAUCUGAGGAAGCUCAUCCCCACCGAGGCACCGGAGGACCCAGAGUCUUAUGAAGAGGUUAUGAAGGAUGUGGAGCGGGUCAUCAUGCCUGGGGUGACACACUGGCACAGUCCAAACUUCUUCGCCUACUUCCCCACAGCCUCUUCUUACCCUGCGAUGUUGGCUGACAUGUUGUGCGGAGCCAUUGGAUGCAUCGGCUUCUCCUGGGCUGCUAGUCCAGCCUGUACGGAGCUGGAGACAGUGAUGCUGGACUGGCUCGGAAAGAUGCUGAAGCUUCCCGACUGCUUCAUCGCUGGAACUGAGGGGCACGGAGGAGGAGUGAUACAGUCCACAGCUAGCGAGGCGACACUGGUGGCGUUGCUAGCAGCUCGAUGUAAAUCUGUCAAAAGAGUUCAGGCCUCAAACCCGAAGCUGUCAGAGGCGGAAAUCUGCUCUAAACUAGUGGCUUACACUUCUGAACAAGCUCAUUCGUCCGUGGAAAGAGCUGGUCUGAUUGGUGGGGUCAUGAUGAAGAAAGUCCCCACAGACUUCAACUAUUCUCUGAGAGGCCCGCUGCUCCAGAAGAUGAUUGAGGAAGACAAGGCUGCCGGGCUCAUCCCAUUCUUUUUCUGUGCUACGCUCGGUACAACAUCCUGCUGCUCUUUCGAUCACCUCCCGGAUCUUGGCCCCAUAUGUAUUAAAGAAAACAUGUGGAUGCACGUGGACGCUGCCUAUGCUGGGAGCUCAUUCAUCUGCCCUGAGUUUAGACCUCUGCUGGACGGAGUAGAGUUUGCAGAUUCCUUCAACUUCAAUCCACACAAAUGGCUUUUGAUCAACUUUGAUUGCUCCGCAAUGUGGGUGAAGAAAAGAACAGAUAUCAUUGGAGCAUUCAAGGUGGAGCCAUUCUACCUCAAACACGACAACCAGGAGUCAGGGCUGGUCACGGAUUAUCGGCAUUGGCAGAUUCCACUUGGAAGAAGGUUUCGCUCUUUGAAAAUGUGGUUUGUCUUCCGCAUGUUUGGGAUCAAACAGCUGCAAGCUUAUAUACGCAAGCACGUGGCUCUGGCUAAAGAGUUUGAGAGUCUUGUGAGAGCUGACAAGAGGUUUGAGAUCUGUGCUGAGGUGGUCCUGGGCCUGGUCUGUUUCAGAGUCAAGGGCUCCAAUGAGCUGAACCAGGCCUUGUUAAAGCGGAUCACAAAGUGCAGGGAGAUCCACCUGGUGCCCUGUCAGCUGGCGGGCCGUGUGGUGCUGCGCUUCUGCGUGUGCGCCGCCAGCACAGAGUCGCACCAUGUGCAGAGCGCCUGGCAGCACAUCACGCAGCUCACCUUCGAGCUGCUGCAGGAGCAGAUCAACUGA
Knipowitschia caucasica is the source of this 1545-nucleotide messenger RNA. The record is from the annotation of a GenBank genome assembly. NCBI's taxonomy places the organism in Eukaryota, Metazoa, Chordata, Actinopteri, Gobiiformes, Gobiidae.